CCUCUGUUCUUCUGAGAUAAUUUCACUCCAUCUGUAGACUGAUUACCUUCGCAUCUCAUUCCCCGAAUUCCCAUGGAUGCUGCUAACCAAAACGAGCUUGACCUUGAUACCGAACCAUCGCUGAAGAGGCAAAGAGAGGAGCCUGUUGGAAAAUCGAAGAUUGAUACGCAGGAUAAUUUUGGACAGCCUGAUUCUCUUGAAGCACGAGAUCGAGAGCCUAGUCCUGCAGUGGCGGAAGUCCACAAAAGGAUAGAGGAUUUCACACAAAAGCUUUGCACGAUUCUCGAUGCUGGAAAGCAAGCUCUUUCUGCAGCCCACGCAGCAUGGGAGGAGCAGCUCGUUCAGAUCCACGAAAACCAGAUUGAAAUUUGGCAACGCCAGCUUGAAGAGAUCAAGGAACUGGAGUCCAUGAAUGACGAGAUUGGAACACGGCUCCUGUCAGCACAAAAUGUCUUUGACCGGCUGCAGCCAGCCGUUGCAGAGCGUCAUCUUGAAGAAUGAGUGUAUUACUCCCCAGCUCAAGCUGAAUUCCUGGCUUUGUGGAGCAGUGAAUGACUGACUGAGUGCUGACCUCCACAAAUUUCCGCAAUAUUGUUGUACAGCAU
This is a messenger RNA of Closterium sp. NIES-67, 605 nucleotides long. Lineage: Eukaryota; Viridiplantae; Streptophyta; Zygnematophyceae; Desmidiales; Closteriaceae. The record is from the annotation of a GenBank genome assembly.